Danaus chrysippus (African queen) is the source of this 1809-nucleotide messenger RNA. NCBI's taxonomy places the organism in Eukaryota, Metazoa, Arthropoda, Insecta, Lepidoptera, Nymphalidae. The record is from the annotation of a GenBank genome assembly.
AUGGUUCGCUUACAAAUUCUACUACUAGUUGUGUCAGCUGUACUAACUACUGUCUAUUCAUUAGACAACGACGAUAUAAAUACAACAGCUCCACCGAAGUCUGAGGACAAGCUAAUCUACAGUGUUAUACAAAGAAGACGACACCAAGUUCCUCAUGAAGAAAUCAAAGAAGAAGAUGUUGGAAGGUACUUCAGAAGACCACCUCGGACAACAACCGCGCCAUCAAUAUUUUCAAUGAAAGUUGAAAAUACAUAUCAACAUGUGUACCCGAACGUGAGAUCAUCAGGCGAACAAAUCCAUCUUAACCGAGACCAAACAAAUGUCGAUGACACUGGUUUGUCUUCAAAGCCCUCCUCUAUAAAAAUACCUAUGGAACGAAUUGUCAUGAGAACAAAAAAUUUAAGCAGAAGAAUACCAUUUGCAAAACGAUAUCAUCCUGCUGUUGCUCAACCGAUUACAAGUUUUAACGAUAAUCAUCUAGAAGAACAUAAGGUUGAAACUGAAUCUACAUCGACAACUACAACUUCAACAACAACGUCAACUACACCAGAGCCUGUGGUACUAGAAACAACUGAUAUGGAACAAAUAAGAAAAGUAUCUGUUGAAGAUUUCCAAAUUGUGGAUUCUUUCCCCUCAAAGACAUUAGAAAUUUCUCAAGAUGUAAUGUCUGAUAUUCAAAAUUCUGAAAAGUUGAGUGUUAUGCAAAGAAGACGAAACCAAGUUCCUCAUAAAGAAAACAAAAACGACGAUGUUUUAAGAUACUUCCGCAGACUACACCGGACAACAACCGUACCAUCAAUAUUUCCAAUGAAAGUUGAAAGUACUUAUCAAUAUGUGUACCCAAACAUGAGACCAUCAGAUAAACAAAUCUACCCUAAACAAAACCAAGCGGAUGCUGGUGAUACAGGUGUGUCCAUUAUUAAAAUACCUACCGAACGAAUUGUCAUGAGAACAAAAAAUUUCACCAGAAGAUUACCAUUUGCAAAACGAUAUCAUCCUGCUGUUGUUCAACCAAUUACAAGUUUUAGCGAUCAUCAUCUAGAAGAAGACACGAUCGAAAUUGAUUCUACAUCAACAACUACUUCGACAACAACGUCAACUACAACAACAACUACACCAGAACCUGUAGUACUUGAAACUACUGAAAUUGAACAAAGAAGAAAAGAAUCUGUUGAAGAUUUAAACAAUUCGGAUUUUUUCCCUUCAAGGACAUUAGAAAUUUCUCAACAUGUAAUGUCGGAAAUUCGAAAUUCUGAAGAGUUAACUGAACCAAAAGUUACAACAACCACAAGUAAAACUAUUUCCACUACCAUAGAGAAAUUAGAAGAAACGGAAUAUGUCCCUACUUCAAUUUACGUUCCAAAUAUAAUAUCUCACACCCGAAGACGACGGCCAUAUUUUCUUAAAAGGGUACAUAUGCAACCCAUCAAAGAAACACUGACAAUUAAUGAUAAUGGGGUCGUGUCCACUGCUGCACCUACAGUAGAUGCCACUACUGAAACUGAACAAGAAAAGAAAACCAUUUCCACGUCUCAUGAGUCAGAUUUACCGUCUAUUGUCAAAAAAACAAAACUACGUCGACGACUAUUAAACAGGGAUUCACUGAACAGGAGUUCACAAAAAUUUAAUUCGGAAGAUUUAAGAAAUAAACAAACUGAUACAUCUCUAGAUGUAUCACAUUCAACUUCAACUCAAAGAAUUCCCCCAACUCUGAAUGUUGAAAUAACAGCAUCACCUGUACCAAUGACUUCACCAAAACCACCACCAGUACCAACAUUAUCUCCUUGGUACGAUGGUUUUGGUAAAUAA